Vigna angularis (adzuki bean) is the source of this 1743-nucleotide messenger RNA. RefSeq names its product protein DETOXIFICATION 16-like. The record is from RefSeq and is a predicted model, not a curated record. Bases 75 to 1580 code for a protein of 501 amino acids. Gene Ontology annotation, molecular function: xenobiotic transmembrane transporter activity; antiporter activity. Gene Ontology annotation, biological process: xenobiotic detoxification by transmembrane export across the plasma membrane. The transcript is spliced from 8 exons. Gene Ontology annotation, cellular component: membrane. Lineage: Eukaryota; Viridiplantae; Streptophyta; Magnoliopsida; Fabales; Fabaceae.
UACCAUGCAAUAAGCAGUAUCCAACAUUCAUCUGUCUGUGUUCUGUGUGUGUUGAGUAGCAAAAGAGAAGAGAAAUGGAGAGAGAAGACCAAAGCCAAAGUGGAUAUCUUCAGUCUCCAUUGAUUCAGCACUCAUAUUCAUCAGGGCAGGGUGAUGGAUUGGUGGUAAAGGAAAAGCAGAGCAGUUGGAAGAGAACUGAAAGAAGUGAUGUUGUUGAAGAAGUGAAAAGGCAGUUAUGGCUUGCAGGGCCUUUGAUAACAGUGACCCUUUUGAAUUUUGGCCUUAAUCUUAUAUCUGUUAUGUUUGUGGGGCAUCUUGGUGAGUUGGCUCUCUCUGGUGCUUCCAUGGCCACUUCUUUUGCCUCUGUCACAGGUUUCAGUUUGUUGCAAGGAAUGGCAAGUGCAUUGGACACUUUUUGUGGCCAGUCAUAUGGAGCAAAGCAGUACCACAUGUUAGGCAUACACAUGCAGAGAGCCAUGUUCAUUCUCAUGACUGUCAGCAUCCCACUUGCAGUUAUUUGGGCAAACACAAGAUCCAUUCUGAUUUUCUUUGGUCAGGAUCCUGAAAUAGCUGCAGCAGCUGGGAGCUAUGCUACUUGUAUGCUUCCAACCGUUUUUGCCUAUGGUCUUAUACAAUGCCUCAACAGAUUCUUGCAAACACAGAAUAUUGUAUAUCCAAUGAUGUGCAGCUCCGGAAUUACCACAUUACUGCAUGUACUUAUAUGUUGGAUUCUGGUGUUCAAAUCAGGACUGGGAAGCAAAGGAGCUGCUGUAGCAAAUUCCAUAUCUUAUUGGUUGAAUGUUACUAUGCUCACACUCUAUAUCAAGUUUUCUCCUUCAUGUGCAAAAACUUGGAAAGGCUUUUCCAAAGAGGCAUUGCAUAACAUUCCCACAUUUUUUAGGCUUGCCAUUCCUUCAGCUGUUAUGGUUUGCUUGGAAAUGUGGUCGUUUGAAUUGAUGGUUCUCCUUUCUGGUCUUCUUCCAAAUCCAAAGUUGGAAACAUCAGUUCUUUCCAUCUGCUUGAACAGUUCUGCAACUGUUUGGAUGAUUCCCUUUGGACUCAGUGGAGCAGUAAGCAUUCGUGUCUCAAAUGAACUUGGAGCUGGUCGUCCAUGGAUUGCACGCUUAGCAGUUCAUGUUGUCUUAGCAAUAGCCAUUAUUCAGGGCAUCUUAGUGGGAACAGUGAUGAUACUUAUACGCAACAUAUGGGGCUAUGCAUAUAGCAAUGAAGUAGAAGUGGUCGAAUAUGUAGCAAUUAUGUUUCCAAUUCUGGCAGCAUCCAACUUUCUGGAUGGACUCCAAUGUGUUCUUUCAGGCACUGCUAGAGGGUGUGGAUGGCAGAAAAUUGGUGCAUUUGUGAAUCUGGGGUCAUACUAUUUGGUUGGAAUUCCAUCAGCUAUUGUGUUAGCUUUUGUAUUGCAUAUUGGUGGGAAGGGGCUCUGGCUAGGAAUCAUAUGUGCUCUAAUUGUUCAAGUUUGUUCUUUAAUGAUCAUUACCAUUCGUACUGAUUGGGAGCAACAGGCAAAGAAAGCAACAGAUAGAGUCUAUAAUUCAGUAACAGCAGAAAGCUUAGUCUCAUGAAGGUGUAAUAUCUUUGCAGUUGCACAUUCUUAGUUAAUUCUAGUGAGUGAAAUUAAAGCAAUAUAAGUUUUGUCAUUCUUCUUUUGGCAGGAAAACUUUAGGGACAAUUUUAUUAUGUAUUGUUGAAAGAUAAUAGAUGAUGCAGUUGGUCACUAGAAAUAAA